This is a messenger RNA of Dalotia coriaria, 940 nucleotides long. RefSeq names its product transmembrane protein 134. The coding region runs from base 263 to 775 and encodes 170 amino acids. The transcript is spliced from 2 exons. The record is from RefSeq and is a predicted model, not a curated record. Lineage: Eukaryota; Metazoa; Arthropoda; Insecta; Coleoptera; Staphylinidae.
CGAGCUGACAGUCACCCCGUCCAUUUUGCGUGUUGAGUGUUGUGUUGUGAACGUUGUGAACAAAUAAAUAAUUCCUCAUUGUUGCGAUUGCGACCGAUAAGCGACUUAUCGCCGAUUGCCUACUGUUGAAGUAAAUAAUCCGUGCGUGUGUUGCGAUGGUGUGAGAGAAUCCAUAUAUGCAAUGCAACCUUGAUGCAAAACCGAUUCUGGACUGAAUAAUCCGUAAUCUUUAAUCCGUUGAAAAAAUCAGCUGGACGCAAGAAUGGCGCAUUUCGGUUCCAUGAACGGUAACAGACCGAAGCGGUUUUCUAUCGACGAUGCGUUCGAGGAAGAAACUGAUGAGGCGAUCAAAGUGUACGGGGCCACCACACAGCGCACACCUGUGGGGGGCAGUCCCGAUUGCACGAGUGUUAAAAUAGAUGGCAGAAACUAUAAACUAGUAAACGAAGCGUCAAGGGACUCAGACUCUCUCAUUCAGGACUGUUAUGACUCGUCAUCACAAGAGAACCUCAGUCGGUCGUGUUUCCGCCACCCAAAGGUGCGAGAGAAUUGGCGCAUGGUGCUCGCCGCCACGACGCUUCUCUUCAUCGGCAUUGGUUUACUGGCAACCGGGGCGCUUGCCCUGGCUGAACCUGCCGCCGGCCUGCAGGGCGCCGUCUUCCUGCUUGCCGGAUUCAUCUGCUUUGUACCCGGCGCGUAUCAUGUCGUCUACAUUUACCUGGCAGCGAAGGGAAAGCGCGGAUAUCAUUUUCACAAUCUACCGCUUUUCACCUGAACACUCAACAAUCACCUAAACACGUAAAAACAAAUGAGUAAUGUUAGGUUAUAAAUACUAAAAUAUAAGUUAAGCAUGCAAAGUGAAGUUUAUUUUUUACUACCGUACGCAUAUUUGCAAUUUUGUGAAAAUUUGAAACAAUCAAAUAAAUUAUUGUAAGCCAAA